Effrenium voratum is the source of this 2605-nucleotide messenger RNA. NCBI's taxonomy places the organism in Eukaryota, Dinophyceae, Suessiales, Symbiodiniaceae. The record is from the annotation of a GenBank genome assembly.
UUUGGGGUCGCUGGUGGUUUGGUUUCGGGCCCCCUCCGUGACUCCGUCAUGCGUUCCGUGCAAUGGAUCCUGGUGACCGCGACGGCCGUGCGCCUGGAAGGACCUGAGAAUUCCUCUGGCUUCCUCUCGCCAGGCAAUGCGACGGUGAACCACACAGCGCUAGAUGCGACCGAGAACUCCACCGGUGAUCUCGCCAGCGAGGUGGAGCAAGCAGAUGCCACGCUUCUGAAGCUCGUGCCGCAGGAGAACCAGACAACAUCUCAGGAACACCAGGAUGCGGCCGAUAGCCUGAACUCCUUUGAGAACAUGUUGGCAUCCUCCAUGGGCAACCAGUCUACCAGCGGCCUCGUGGGUGUCUCCAAGAACUCCGAGGGGGACUUCCAGACCAUGCGCACGGCGGGGGUCUUCAACCUGGGCAUGUCCCUCAUCGCCUUUUUGGUCUUCAGCGUCUUCCGCGCCUUCUUCCCAGCCGUGUACAGCGCCGAGCCGGAGCAGGACACUACGCCGAUGCUGGCGUUGCGUUCUGGCCUGGCCCGGAUGUGUCACGUCCACGCAAUGGAGGACACGGAAGUGGUCGCCCGCGCUGGUUUGGAUGGCCUCAUGCUUUUGGAGUUCAUGCGCCUGGGCAGGCAGCUGGCGCUGGUCUGGGGCAUUGUCAUUGUGGGGAUGCUGUGCCCGCUCCAUUUCUACCUGCACAGCCAGUUCUCCGGCCAGUUUGAGCUUUUGAGCAUGACGAGCUUCAACGGCCUGUCCGGGUUACCACACCAGCAGCUCACGCUGCUGCUUUGGUCCCACGCCGCUACGGUGUGGUUUGUCGUCCUCGCGGCGGGGCGCUUUGUGUACCAGGCCCAGCUUCGCUUCCUGGAGCACCGCUUCACUUGGCUGAAGAAGAUCCCAGCGCCACGUGCGACCACUCUGAUGGUCGAGAACCUGCCGGAGGACUGCCGCUCGGACGAGGCCUUGCGCAUGUACUUUGCGCGGCUCUUCUCACCCGAGGCCAUUCAGAAGGCCUAUGUGGUCCGGCGCACCGACUACUUGUGCAAGCUGGUCAACGACAUGGAAAGCGCGAGCUACAACUUGAACCUUGAGGAGGCGCGUAGCGCGAACAGUUGGCGGAGCUGCCCGCCAUGCACACGGGAGUGCAAAGUGGAGGAGUUUCGCCGGCGAGUGGAGGACUUGCAGGCGGCGGUGGUCAAGGAGCAGCAGCGCAUCGAGGAGGCGGUGAAGCGGACGGAUCUCAACGUCUGCGGAUGCUCAGGCUUCGUGACCUUCAACUCCCGCAGGAUGUGCAUGCUGGCCCUGUCCCCCCAGUACCGCGCCGACGCCACGCAGCUGGUGGUGGCCAUGCCGCCGGACCCCGAGGACGUGAUCUACAGGGACUUGGCGAAAGACCCCCAGGUGCAGGCGGGCGGCAACCUGACGGCCGCGGCGCUGCUGCUGCUGAUCUUCGUGAUUUGGGCUCCCUUGAUCGCCACAUUCCUGGACCGAGUGGAGCCCGUGCUCCUCGGAACUCUCAAGAAUCAGCCGGAGCUUCAGCAGUUGGUGCAAGGCGUGAUGAGCACCGGGGUGUUGAAGGUCUUUAUGGGAUUUCUGCCCACGGUUCUCAUGGCCAUCAUCAACAACGUCCUCACGCUGAAGGCGGGUACCUGGGCGCAGCUCAAGCUCCAGGACUGGUACUUUGCCUUCCAAGUGGUCUUUGUGCUACUGGUGACCACCAUCGUGGGCACCUUUCUCAACGUGCUGGAGAAGAUGUUGGCGCAUCCUGGCGAGAUCAUCUACCUGCUGGCUGACGCUUUGCCUGGCUUCUCCAACUUUUACAUCAACUACAUCAUGCUGAGCUGCUUUUUGCAGGUCUUUGAUCUGCUGCGCACGGCUCCUUUGGCCAAGUACAUCUUCCACCGCCUGCGUGGCGCGGACCCGGAGGAAGCCCGCGCACAGAGCGAGCCGGAAGACCAGGACAGCGAUGGCAUGGGCGCUCGCAUGGCCAAGGUGGCCAUCCACCUGGUGGUCUGCGUGGUCUUUGCCAGCUGCUGCCCUGUGAUCUUGGUGGUGGCCUGGCUCUACUUCGCCGUGGGCUGCUUUACCUUCGGCUAUUUGGUCAUCUUCGCAGAGACCAAAAAGCCGGACAUGGGCGGCGCUUUCUGGGUGAAGGGUUUGCGCCACCUCUUCCUGGGCCUCGGCAUCUAUGUGCUGCUCAUGGUGGGCUUGUUAUCCCGCGCCUCACUCUCCCGUGAGCCUGCGGUUUUGGCGGCGGGCGCAUUGGUGCCCUUGGGCUUGGGCUACCUGCGCUUCAGUCUGCUGAGCUGGGAGGCACUUCCCUUCGAGGCUGUAGCAGAAGUGGACCUCACCGAGCAGCGGCGGCAUCGCAUCGGGGAGUAUCGGCAGCCAGAGUGCACCAAGGACCGAGCCUUCCAUCAUGGUCACAAGAAGACAGACACUGCUGGCUGAAGUGGGCUCUGUGGGCGGCCUGCGUACACACAAAGCAGGUAUGAGGGCCCUGGUGGCCUGAGUGAGUGGGAAGACGAGCUUGAAAUCGAAUCGCCCCAAAAGGACCUUCGGGAAACAGUUGGAGUCUCCGAUCACAACAGACUGCCUGCAAAAGCCU